Molecule: messenger RNA, 942 nt
Organism: Magallana angulata
Lineage: Eukaryota; Metazoa; Mollusca; Bivalvia; Ostreida; Ostreidae
Product: 17-beta-hydroxysteroid dehydrogenase 14-like
Exons: 9
Coding region: 41-853 (270 amino acids)
Biological process (GO): steroid catabolic process
Cellular component (GO): cytosol
Molecular function (GO): estradiol 17-beta-dehydrogenase [NAD(P)+] activity
Source: RefSeq, a predicted model, not a curated record
ACCUGACCGAUCACAUGUGACCUGCUAUCAUAAACAAACCAUGGCUGAUGCAGGCGUGAGGUAUCGAGACAAAGUCACAAUCGUCACCGGGGGUAGCACGGGCAUCGGGAAGGGGUGUGUACAGGUGUUCGUGAAGCAUGGAUCCAAAGUAGUCUUCUGUGCUAGAGGAGAGGCGGCAGGGCGCGCCCUAGAAAGCGAGGUGAACGCUGUGGGGCCCGGGGUAGCCACGUUCAUUCAGUGUGACGUCACUAAAGAAGAACAAAUCAAGAAUGUAAUUGACAAGACAGUGGAGAAGUAUGGAAGGAUAGAUUGUUUGAUAAAUAACGCCGGGCAGCACCCCCCUAAAACAGCGAUCGAUGACAUCACAGCAGACGACUUCCGGCGACUUCUUGAUAUAAACCUCGUCAGUUACUUCCUCUUUGCCAAGUAUGCGUUGCCUAACUUGAGAAAAACAGAAGGGAACAUUAUUAACGACACCAGUCUAGUGGCCCAGAUCGGGCAACCAGGGGCCGUCACGUACGUGGCUACCAAGGGUGGAAUUACAUCCUUUACAAAAGCCCUGGCAAUAGAUGAGGCAAAGCACAACGUUAGAGUGAAUGCAUUUUCCCCAGGAAAUGUAUGGACGCCAAUGUGGGAAGAAGAAACCAAACAGUACAGUGACCCGGAAUCCGCCAAAAAGAGCGGAGCGGACUGCCAGUUGAACGGUCGGUUCGGGACCAUUGAGGAAGCCGGACUACUCUGCCUGUUCCUAGCUACGGACGCCACGUUCUGUACCGGGAUAGACAUCAACUUAUCGGGGGGCGCCGAGCUCAGCUACGGAGUCAAAAACAUGCGACUCACCGCCCCCAAAUAGCUGUCGUGCAAUAUAAAAUUAUAAAUAUAUAACUGCCUGUAUUUCUACUUGUAUAUCAAUUAUAUUAAAGCAUUGUAUUUAAACCUUAA